Messenger RNA from Fundulus heteroclitus (mummichog), 1465 nucleotides. It is a transcript of the gene cdk7, whose product is annotated as cyclin-dependent kinase 7. Bases 85 to 1116 code for a protein of 343 amino acids. Lineage: Eukaryota; Metazoa; Chordata; Actinopteri; Cyprinodontiformes; Fundulidae. Gene Ontology annotation, biological process: positive regulation of transcription by RNA polymerase II; protein phosphorylation. Gene Ontology annotation, molecular function: ATP binding; RNA polymerase II CTD heptapeptide repeat kinase activity; cyclin-dependent protein serine/threonine kinase activity. Gene Ontology annotation, cellular component: transcription factor TFIIK complex; cytoplasm; nucleus. The record is from RefSeq and is a predicted model, not a curated record. The transcript has 12 exons.
AGUAGAAGAAGAAACACCGGCGGACCUUUAACAGAACAGGAAGUAGUGUGUGUAGGUAAAGCGGCUAAGCUGUUGGCCGCUAUUAUGGCGCUUGAUGUGAAAACCAGAGCAAAACGGUACGAGAAGCUGGACUUCCUGGGAGAGGGUCAGUUCGCCACGGUCUAUAAAGCCAGAGACAAACGGACUGACACGAUAGUUGCUAUUAAGAAGAUUAAGGUCGGCCACAGAACGGAGGCCAGAGAUGGUAUAAACCGCACCGCGCUCAGAGAGAUCAAGUUGCUCCAGGAGCUGCAUCACCCAAACAUCAUCGGGCUGUUGGAUGCCUUUGGACAUAAAUCAAAUAUAAGUCUGGUGUUUGAUUUCAUGGAAACAGACCUGGAGGUCAUCAUUAAAGACACCAGCCUUGUCCUAACUCCAGCCAACAUUAAAGCCUACAUCCUCAUGACGCUACAAGGGUUGGAGUUCAUGCACCGACACUGGGUCCUGCACAGGGAUCUGAAGCCCAACAAUCUGCUGUUAGACGGGAGCGGGGUGCUGAAGUUGGCCGAUUUUGGUUUGGCCAAAGCUUUUGGCAGCCCCAACAGAGUAUACACACAUCAAGUUGUGACCAGGUGGUACCGCUCCCCUGAGCUCCUGUUUGGUGCCAGGAUGUACGGCGUGGGCGUCGACAUGUGGGCUGUGGGGUGCAUCCUGGCCGAGUUGCUUCUGCGGAUACCGUUUCUUGCUGGAGACUCGGAUCUUGACCAACUGACCAAAAUCUUCGAAGCUCUCGGGACUCCCACAGAAGAGACCUGGCCUGGGAUGACCAGCCUACCAGACUACGUGUCCUUCAAGAUGUUUCCUGGCACCCCUCUGGAGCAUAUUUUUAGUGCGGCUGGAGACGAUUUACUUGAGCUCCUGCAAGGCCUCUUUACCUUUAACCCAUCAACGAGGACCACGGCUACACAGGCUCUAAAGAUGAAGUACUUCAGUAAUCGCCCGGGCCCCACUCCCGGUCCCCAGCUACCCCGACCCAACGCCUCAGCUGAAGCUUUGAGGGAGAAGGAAACGGUUGGACUGAAGAGGAAAAUAGAGGGCUUGGAUACAACCGUAAUGAAGAAGAAGCUCAUUUUCUGACCUGCUGGGAUCUGCUAGAUAAGAAGAAAUCUAUGAACUUCUCCUGGGAUGCAGGAAUCUCCACUGGAUUUAAAUGAAAAUCCAGAUUCAGCAGAGCCAGGCUCAGAUGAGGUGGACUUUAGGACUUUCUGGGAGCAAUAAUAUUUAUGUGGGGACUGUCCACCUAGGUUACCUCAGGAUAUCCUGUGUGCUGCUGGUCUCAGGCUCAAGAUGGUUCCUCAUCGAUGCUUCAACUCUGGAAGCUCAUGGGAAUAUAUAAGUUUGUUACAUAAAAAAAAACACAAGUCUUAUUCAUGUCAUGAGUGUAUUUUUUAUGUAUGAAUAAUAAAUGAUAUGAAUGCAAAUCUGA